AUGGCACCUCUCUCGGCGCUACCAAUAUCGCAGAUCCUCCGUUCAUACCUGAUCACAACCAUGUCCAGUCACCCGACUCUCUUCUCCGCCUCCACGGGUCUCCUGCGACAGAUGCUCGAGUCUUCAAACCCACUCCUCAACCUCAAAAAUCCUCUCAUGCGAGCAGUCCUGUGGGAAACAUUUUACAAGCAAUUCUGUGCAGGCGAGAAUCAAGCGCAAGUCUCACAGCGAUGCGAGGAGAUUCGACGAUUGGGCUACAGCGGAGUCAUCCUUGAGUACGCCAAGGAAGUGCUGAAGGAGGGCAAGACAGACGAGCUCCAAGACGUGGCUACAUGGCGGAAAGGAAUGCUGGAUACAAUCUCGAUCGCUGCUGAAGGUGACUUCUGCGCUUUGAAGUGGAGUGGUAUGGGACCAGCGGCAAUGCGCAGAAUGGCGGAGGAGAAGGCCCCCAGCAAGGAAAUGGACGAAGCCAUGCACGCCAUCACCUCUGCCGCGGCCGCAAAGAACAUCUCCCUUCUCCCGAGCGCCGAGGAGACCUGGAACUUGAAUGGCUACCAGGACUGGACUUUGCGCAUGCAAAGAGCGUACAACACCAGUGGCAAGAGUGUGGUCUACAACACCUACCAGAUGUACCUCAAAGAAAUGCCCGGCAGGAUCGCAAAACACUUGGAGAUCGCAAAAGCAGAAGGUUUCACCCUCGGCGCAAAGCUAGUUCGUGGCGCAUAUCUGCAAUCGGAAAGGCGAAGCCUCAUCCACGACACCAUCCAAGACACCCACAACGCCUACGACUCCGCCGCAUCAGCCCUCCUCCAGAAACGCUACAACCCCUUCCUCCGCCCCAGCACCCCCGGCAGCACGGAAAAAAUCCAACCCCCCAUCAACAUCAUGCUCGCCUCCCACAACGCGGUCACCGUCACCAAAGCCCAAUCCCUCCGCCGAGCGCAAAAGCUUCGCGGCGAAGACCUCGUCCCCCUCGCUUUCGCCCAACUGCAAGGCAUGGCGGAUGAAGUCAGCUGUACUCUCCUCGCGGCUGCUCGUGCGACUAAAGACGAUCCCAAUGCCGUGCAGGAGAAGGUCUUUAAGUGUACGCCGUGGGGUAGUAUGCAGGAGUGUUUGAAUUAUCUUUUGAGGCGCGCGGCGGAGAAUCGGGAUGCGGCGGGUAGGACGGGGGAGACGAGGCGGGCUAUGGGGAGGGAGAUUGCGAGGAGGGUUAGGGGGAUCAUGUGA
Messenger RNA from Pseudocercospora fijiensis CIRAD86, 1227 nucleotides. RefSeq lists its product as uncharacterized. The coding region runs from base 1 to 1227 and encodes 408 amino acids. Gene Ontology annotation, molecular function: FAD binding; proline dehydrogenase activity. Gene Ontology annotation, cellular component: mitochondrion. Lineage: Eukaryota; Fungi; Ascomycota; Dothideomycetes; Mycosphaerellales; Mycosphaerellaceae. The record is from RefSeq and is a predicted model, not a curated record. The transcript has a single exon.